Grosmannia clavigera kw1407 is the source of this 2124-nucleotide messenger RNA. RefSeq names its product dihydroxy-acid dehydratase. The transcript has 3 exons. Bases 1 to 2124 code for a protein of 707 amino acids. Gene Ontology annotation, molecular function: hydro-lyase activity. The record is from RefSeq and is a predicted model, not a curated record. Lineage: Eukaryota; Fungi; Ascomycota; Sordariomycetes; Ophiostomatales; Ophiostomataceae.
AUGGUCAUCUGGCCCAGAUCUUGCGUGAUUGCUAGUUCUGUUGCAGCCUCCAACCAGAAGAGCGAGCAGAUCGAAAUAGGGCCACUGACUGGGAGAGGAGCAAAUGAGAAGACGGUCGUCCCGAAAGGCGACUGUUUGUUGAUACAACUGCAGCAGCGAUUCGCCAUGUCAGAGCCACAUGCAACAGGGGCCUCUGCGAGCGAGUCCGGUCCAGCCUUUGCCGAUGGGGACAAAGAAGGCGACACGCGGCCGUCUGUGUCGGGCGGCUUCGCCGACUACGAUCUGGCGCGGCCGCUGGGGUCGACAGCCGGGCUGCGACAGAGCCUGACAGCGUACGGCGACGCGCACUUUGCCCUCUUCCUGCGCAAGGCGUUCAUCAAGGCGCUCGGCUACGGCGAGUCAGCGCUGGCCCGGCCGAUUGUCGGGAUCGUGGACACGCGGUCGGGCCUCAACGCGUGCCACGCCAACAGCGCGGCACUGGUCGAGGCAGUGCAGCGCGGCGUGCAGCUGGCGGGCGCACUGGCGGUGGCGUUUCCGACCAUUAGCCUGCACGAGUCGUUUGCGGCGCCGUCGAGCAUGUUUCUGCUCAAACUCAUGGCCAUGGACACGGAGGAUAUGGUACGGGCGCAACCGGUCGACGCGGUGGUACUUGUGGGAGGUUGUGAUAAAACUACCCCGGCCCAGCUCAUGGGCGCCAUCUCGGCCAACAAGCCGGCCGUCCACCUGGUGACGGGACCGAUGCUGCCGGGCAGCCAUCGAGGAACGCGUGUGGGCGCCUGCACCGACUGCCGCAACAACUGGGCGCGCUACCGUGCCGGCGAGAUCGACAUGGAGGACAUUGCCAGCCUUAACGAGGAGCUAGUGCCAACGUCAGGCACCUGUGGCGUCAUGGGCACGGCCAGCACCAUGGCCUGUCUUCUGGUUGCCCUGGGCAUGAUGCCGAUCAACGGGGCCACGGCACCGGUCGUCUCAGCUGGCCGUCUCCGUGUAGCUGAGCAGACAGGCGAACUAGCCGCUCGGCUGGCCCGUGAGAGCUCGACGACAGCUUCUCGUCCACAGGACAUCCUCUCGCGCGACUCCAUCCACAACGCCCUGACCGUGCUGCAGGCCAUUGGCGGAUCCACCAACGCGAUUGUGCACCUGCUGGCCAUUGCCAACCGGCAUCCAGGACUCGCCGGCACCGUCACGCUGGCCGACCUGGAUCGAAUCGGCCGCUGUACGCCGCUGCUGCUGGACCUGAAGCCGAGCGGGGCCGGUUACAUGACAGACUUCCACGCUGCUGGUGGCAUGGCGGCCCUGCUGACGGAACUGCGGCCAUUGCUGCAACUGGACGCCCGCACAAUCACAGGCCAGACGCUCGGCGAAGCCCUGGAUGCAGCGCGCUUUCGGCCCUUUGCCCAGACAGCCAUCCGGCUACUGGCCUCACCGCUGUACACGUGCUCAUCGCUCGCUGUGCUGCACGGCAACCUGGCACCACGCGGCGCCGUACUCAAGGCGAGCGCGUCCAAGGACCGGCGGCUGCUGCAGCACAAGGGUCCGGCCGUAGUGUUUCGCUCGGCCGCCGACAUGGCUAACCGGCUCGAUGACCCUAACCUCGACGUCACCCCCGAUAGCGUGCUCGUUCUUCGUGGCAUUGGCCCCGUCGGCCAUCCCGGCAUGCCCGAGGCUGGCCUCAUCCCCAUUCCCCGAAAGCUCGCCGUCCGGGGCGUUACCGACAUGCUCCGCCUCUCGGAUGGUCGUAUGAGCGGCACUGCCGGCGGAACGAUCCUGCUGCACGUCGCCCCCGAGGGCGCUGACCCCCGCUCCGUCCUUGGAAUCGUGCGCGACGGCGACAUUAUCCGCUGCGACCUCGCGGCCCGGCUGCUCGCCGUUGAUCUGUCUGACGAGGAGAUUGCGCAUCGCCAGGCUGAACGGGUCCAGGACUGGGCUCAGACGGCUGCUAACGACGACAACGACGACCACCACCACCCAGAGCCCUGGAUCGCUCGCCAGACCCUCCGGGGCUACCGUGGGCUGUACAUGCGGGAGGUCAACCAGGCAGACGAGGGCGCAGACUUUCGCUUUCUGACAGCAGAGGGACCGGGCAGGUCUGACAAGACAGCUGCAAUCGUUGCAGGACGGUAA